UUUUUCUUACGCUCUCUGGUCUCUUUCGGGUCAGGCGAAUUAAUGUUCUUCUUCCUUUUUCCCACCUUGGAAGCGAGCUCGAAUCCGCGACUUCGCCUCGAGGGUUGCUCCUUGGUUGCGCCGCUCGGGCCGUCUCUCCCUUCGCCUUCCACGCGGUUGUCGGACCCCUCACGGGCCCGCUGGCGAAGCAGUCGUCGCCCUCGCUCGCGGAAGGCAGUGGACUUGGUCUAACUUUGCGACUUGAAGUUUUCGUCUUCUCUUCUUCUUGAAAGAUUUCGACGAGCACUUUGGUAGGUUUUGUUGUUGGAUUGGUGAAGAUCGAUGAGGGUCCGGGGGAAGAUCUGGCUUCUAUGACGACGCCCUAUCGGCGCCGGCGGCUCGGUGGAGUGACCCCCAGAUGGAAUGGAAGGUCUCGUUGGCUUCGGAGACGUAGAGAAGAUAUGCAAGGAUAGAUUUGAGACAGAGGUGUGGAUUGCAGGCCUCAAGGCACUGGUUUAUUCUGGUCAAGGUGUCCGAUCAAAAACUGAUGUAUGGAGCAAUAGUGGACCGUAUUUUGAUGAUUUCAAGGAUUUGAUAUCUAAUAGUCCAAGUGAUAGCUCAAUUGGUUCCAUUCUGGAUAAUAGUUCUCCUGACAUCAAUUUUAGUAUUACAACUUCACCCAAGGUCACUUCUGAAAAUUUUGUACAUUUGGAAAGAUCAGAUGUAGCAAAUAUGCUAGUCAAAGGUGCCUCCUCAGAUAUUAUCAGAGUAAGUGUCUCUAGCGCACCUAGCACAUCAAGUCAUGGUUCUGCACAAGAUGACUGUGAUGCAUUAGGUGAUGUUUAUGUCUGGGGUGAGGUCAUAUGUGAAUUUUCUUCACGAACUGGCACUGAGAGGGGUACCAAUUUCUCCAGUGGAAGAGCUGAUGUAAUUUUGCCCAAGCCCUUAGAAUCCAAUUUAGUUUUGGAUGUUCGCCAUGUGGCUUGCGGAGUCAGGCAUGCUGCUCUUGUUACGAAACAUGGAGAAGUUUUUACGUGGGGUGAAGAAUCUGGAGGACGCCUGGGCCAUGCAGUUGGAGCUGAUGUUGUUCACCCUCGGCUUCUUGAAUCUUUAGCUAACACAGAUUUGGUUGCUUGUGGGCAGUUUCAUACUUGUGCUGUAACUUUAGCUGGCGAACUUUAUACUUGGGGUGAUGGCACUCAUAAUGUGGGACUUCUUGGACACGGUAGUGAUGUCAGCCACUGGGUACCAAAAAGAGUUUCGGGACCACUGGAAGGUCUUCAAGUUGCAUAUGUUACUUGUGGCACCUGGCAUACUGCCUUAAUAACUUCGAUUGGGAAAUUGUUUACAUUUGGUGAUGGUACAUUUGGUGUUUUAGGUCAUGGAAACAAAGAAAGUGUUGCAUAUCCAAGGGAGGUUGAAUCACUGAUGGGUUUGAAAACCAUUGCAGUUGCAUGUGGAGUAUGGCACACUGCUGCAGUUGUGGAGGUUAUAGUAGCUCAGUCGAAUGCCAGUUUAUCAUCUGGAAAGUUGUUCACUUGGGGUGAUGGGGACAAGUACCGACUUGGUCAUGGUGACAAGGAGCCGCGUCUCAAGCCUACUUGUGUUGCUUCAUUGAUCGACCACGAUUUUCACAAGCUAGCUUGUGGCCAUAGUCUCACUGUUGGCCUGACAACUUCUGGACAAGUUUUUACUAUGGGAAGCACUGUUUAUGGUCAGCUUGGUAAUCCACAGUCUGAUGGGAAACUUCCAUGCUUAGUUGAAGACAGGCUUGUUGGUGAAUCUGUUGGCGAAGUUGCUUGUGGUUCAUACCAUGUGGCAGUUUUAACAACAAGGGGUGAGGUUUUUACCUGGGGAAAAGGUGCUAAUGGAAGAUUGGGUCAUGGAGACAUUGAAGAUAGGAAAACACCAAACCUUGUUGAAGCUCUGAAGGACAGAGCUGUUAAAUAUAUUGCCUGCGGUGCAACCUUCACAGCUGCCAUAUGCCAGCAUAAAUGGGUGUCAGGUGCAGAGCAAUCACAAUGCUUGGCAUGCAGACAAGCAUUUGGGUUCACCCGCAAACGACAUAAUUGCUACCAUUGUGGACUUGUCCAUUGCCAUUCAUGCAGUUCCAGGAAGGCCUUGAGAGCAGCCUUGUCUCCGAAUCCUGCAAAACCAUAUCGAGUUUGUGACUCCUGUUAUGUUAAACUGAACAAUGUCUUGGAAUUUGGAGUUAAUAACAAGAGAAAUGGUUUACCUCGCUUGUCAGGCGAAAGCAAGGAUAGGUUUGAAAAAGCAGAGACAAAAUCAACAAAGUCUGUGAUACCUAGCAACUUUGAUCUCAUAAAAGAUCUGGACACUAAGGCAGCCAGGCAUGGAAAGAGAACUGAUUCCUUGACAUUUAUUCGAGCCUCUCAAGUCAGCUCACUCAUACAGUUGAAAGAUCUUGCUUUGGUUGGUGGGAUUGAUCUGCAGCGAGCAGGUCCUAGAGCACUCCACACAUCCCUGGUACUAUCCGUAAACCCUUCUAGAGCUGUUUCACCAUUUUCUAGAAAAUCUAGUCCUCCACGUUCUGCAUCACCAGUUCCUACAUCUUCUGGAGUUUAUUUCUCCAAAAGUGCUACUGACAGUCUGAAGAAAACAAAUGAGCUCUUGAAUCAAGAAGUUCAGAAGUUACGUGCACAGGUUGAAAAUCUGAGACAGCACUGUGAGCUUCAAGAAAUUGAGUUGCAAAAAUUAGGAAAAAAAGCUCAAGAAGCCAUGGCAUUGGCUGCUGAGGAAUCUGCAAAAUCAAAAGCUGCAAAAGAAGUUAUUAAAUCCCUUACAGCACAGCUUAAAGAUAUGGUUGAGAUAUUACAUCAAGGGGUGUACAAAAAUGAUGUGGUAAGACCAGUAGACUCACCAAAUGGGGUGGGCUCACAUUCUGGUCCAUACUCCAUUCUAGAAGUGGAUCAUCAGUCAAGAUUUAAUGUAAACAGUGCUCUGACUAUGCUGUCUUUUUCGACUUCGGAGUCUAUUCUUGUUGAUGGAAAUACAAGUCAGAAUCAUACAUUAAUGAAUGCCCGUGAAUCUAAUAAGCUGAACUUAAGUUUACAAGACUCUCAUGUGAAUUCCAAUGGAAUGGAAGAAGACUUCACUGCAAGACAACGUGACAGUAAUGCAGAGAAGUCAUCAUCCGGCAGUAAAACUGACAUUGAUAACAAGGAAAUUGAAAAUCCUCCAGAUGGGGAGAUGGUCUAUAAGUCUUCAAGCCCUAUUUCAUCAAAUAUUCAAGUUGAGGCUGAAUGGAUUGAACAGUAUGAACCUGGUGUCUAUAUAACACUUGUAGCUCUUCGUGAUGGAACUCGAGAUUUGAAAAGAGUGCGAUUCAGUCGAAGAAAAUUUGGAGAGAAUCAGGCAGAAACCUGGUGGUCAGAUAAUCGUGAAAAGGUCUAUGAGAGAUAUAAUGUUCGUGGGUCAGACAGGUUCUCAUCAGCAGUAUCAAGUCAAUCUGCACUCAAGCCAGAGGAGGAUUGCAUGCAUUCUUCCAGAGUUUGAUCACGAGAAAGGGAGUAGCAGGAAACUUGGAUGACAUGUUGAUAUUAUGAGAUCAUGAUCAUAAUGUGACACAGGAACUUCUGCUGACCUGUGCUUUGCCCCUUUCAAGAUGUGCGGUAUAUAUAUAUUCAAUAUAUAUUUUUCUACUCACCAAUGCCAUUUCUUCUUUAAAUUUCACCUUCAAAUCUGUUAUCGUUUGUUGUAUUGUAGUGUAUAUAAAUCAUCAAAUAUGAGAAUAGUUGGGGGCAGAGCCUUUUUUGCCUAGUGAUUGCAGAUGAAAGUUUCUUCUUAAAAUGUUAAAUGCUAUUGUUGGUGAUUUUCUCUGCCAUGAUACAUCUAUUAGACAAAGCUUUUGUCUUUUCCAACAUGUUUUGGAUAUUGAAUGACAAUAUCUACAUUUGGAAGUUUCCUGACAGAUCUAGAAGGGAUAGAUGGUAAUUUUGGCUAUUAACUGAUGAACUGGCUGGUGGACGUAUCCAGAUUUCCAGGAUCCACAGCUGAAUAUGUUUUCUGCCAAGAACUGGUGUCGCACUUCAGUGACAGAAUAUAGCUGACAGGACUGCUGACUUGGCAUAGGCCUCAAUGUGCCAAUUCUGUAGUACUCUGAACUGUGUGGCUAAUAGCUAAAUCAUGGAAGAUUUCUUAUAUGCCACUGGUGCAACUUCAGUGUAUUCUGCAGUCCAUUUUGUUGGUUUGAUCUGUAUUCUGGUUGGUCACUUGUAAAUGCAAUGAGGUUAGAACAGUACUCUCUUGGUUGAUUCCAAAUUAUGAUUAUGUAUUUGAUAAUGGCUGUAGAACUCUCCCAAAAUUUUCUUACUGCUAUAUAGAACUGAUCGUUCUCUGCAA
Musa acuminata AAA Group (dessert banana) is the source of this 4341-nucleotide messenger RNA. RefSeq names its product PH, RCC1 and FYVE domains-containing protein 1-like. Lineage: Eukaryota; Viridiplantae; Streptophyta; Magnoliopsida; Zingiberales; Musaceae. Gene Ontology annotation, molecular function: metal ion binding. The record is from RefSeq and is a predicted model, not a curated record. The transcript has 6 exons. Bases 403 to 3495 code for a protein of 1030 amino acids.